Molecule: messenger RNA, 1895 nt
Organism: Neurospora tetrasperma FGSC 2508
Lineage: Eukaryota; Fungi; Ascomycota; Sordariomycetes; Sordariales; Sordariaceae
Exons: 3
Coding region: 380-1459 (359 amino acids)
Biological process (GO): ubiquitin-dependent protein catabolic process; metal ion transport; vacuolar transport
Cellular component (GO): endoplasmic reticulum; perinuclear region of cytoplasm; Golgi apparatus
Source: RefSeq, a predicted model, not a curated record
CCUUGACUCCAUACUAGCCGUAUCGCUUCCUCCUUUUCCACUCCUGAACACCCGAGACGACGACGCGCGACAGACUCCCUGCAAGCCCACCGGAUUUAGUGCGGUGCCCUGCAUACACAGUGGCGACGUCAGUAGGAGAACCUUGGCAGCAUCCGGCAUUAUUUGUCUUACCAUCGAACUGUGUUCCAUCUCCAUUUCCAUUCUGAUUGCCCGAUCAUUAUCCAUCAACAACAAAGUCCAUCUCUUAUCUCCGUGCAUGAUCCAGGCGAGGGGUUUUUGAAUCCCGAAAACACCACAUCCGACAUUAAAAGUUGUCAAUAUCAACAAACACGACAAAGACAGACACCAGUCGACGACUCAUCCGCAGACAUCCGCCACCAUGUCGGCCCGUUACGAGAGGGUCAACGCCCACGCCGAUGAUGAUGACGACCAUCACGACGACACGCCAACACCUACCAACCCUACCUCGAUGACGCGACCAUCGAUCCCCAACUCGCCACCACCAUCCUUCCAUUCUCGCGCAUCCUCCAUCCACAACAGCCAGCGCCCAGUGAAUCCCGACCUUGCCGAUGCCUUUGGCGCCGACGAAGAUGAUGACGACAGCGAUGAUGAUGCCGAUGACCGACAGCGCUUGAUGCGACGGAACUCUUCGCCGACGGAGGCCUCCGGGGCAGCGGGAUCGACUGAAACAACAUCAGGAGGAAGUUCGAGGCCAGGGCCGGAAAGGCAGACAACGCAAUUACCAACCACAUCAUACACGACAACGGCGGGAGGGUCAGCGACGCAAACGUCAGGAAGGGUUUACGGUGGUGGUAUCCAGAAUGAGGGUGUCUUUUCGAACUUGACUGCCAAGCCGGAACGAAAUAAUGGCGCCGAGAAGGAGGAGUUGCCACCUUCCUACGAACAAGCAGCCGCAGACGCCGCUCCCCCAUACUGGGAAACCACCAUUCUCGCUCCCGGCCUCGGCGGACCCGACGACGUUUACAUCGAAGGCAUGCCCGUUGGCUCCAUCGUCUCCUUCAUCUGGAACGGCAUGAUUUCCAUGUCCUUCCAGCUCGUCGGUUUCCUGCUCACCUACCUGCUCCACUCUACUCACGCCGCCAAAAACGGAUCUCGCGCCGGUUUGGGAAUCACGUUGAUCCAGUUUGGCUUCAUGAUGAAGGGUACGCAAGAAUCUGGCGCCGAAGGGGAUGGGUACACGGCCCCACCAGAUCCGAACUCGCACGACUUUGACCCGGGCGCGGUGGACGACAACAGGGGAGGCGACAACUGGGGAUCGGUGGACUCGAGCGAUUGGGUGGCGUACAUCCUCAUGUUGGUGGGCUGGUUCAUUCUCAUCAAGAGCGUUAGUGAUUACAUGAAGGUCAGGAGGCAUGAGAUGCUGGUGCUGCAGAGCCCGGAUAGAGGGUUGGGGAUUCCGAUUAUUGCUACGGGCGAGGCGCCGGAGCGGGUGGUAUAGACGUGGUUGGGGAGAAGCUUGCUUGGGAUUUUGCCACUGGUGUGUGAGGUACGGAUAUGGACAGUCAUUUUAUGGGGAUCAAUGUCUAUGUUUGUCUCGGCAUGUGUUCUGGGACACUCUGUUAAAGGAACGCAAAGCACUACGCGUACAUACGAACGGUCAUCCUACUCUUUUUCUUUGUUUUUUCCCCCUCCUCCUAUACAAGAGCAUUUUAAUGGGCGGACGUGUCUUUCCUUUCUGUUGAUAUACUGCAUUGAUGACUAGUUCUUGGGUGUUGUGCUUGAGCUAGACCACGGUUUGUUGGGCGAAGAAGACGAAGAAAAAACGAUGUUCAGCGGUUCACGGAAUAUCUUUAUCGUCUACACUGUCCAAACUGGAAGCUCUGCUAUCAAUCCAAGCCUGAUAAGAUGAUAAUCAACGGGUUGACGUUUAGCGA